This is a messenger RNA of Macadamia integrifolia, 2315 nucleotides long. Its product is annotated as serine/threonine-protein kinase PBL34-like. Gene Ontology annotation, biological process: protein phosphorylation. The record is from RefSeq and is a predicted model, not a curated record. The coding region runs from base 642 to 2087 and encodes 481 amino acids. NCBI's taxonomy places the organism in Eukaryota, Viridiplantae, Streptophyta, Magnoliopsida, Proteales, Proteaceae. Gene Ontology annotation, molecular function: protein kinase activity; ATP binding. The transcript is spliced from 6 exons.
GCAUAAAAUAAGGGAAGAUAAAUUAACUGACAAAGUGAGAUUGGUUUUUUCGCUCUGAACUGGUCAGCUUCCAAUGAGUUUUUCUGUGUAGGGUUUGUAGAGCUGUGAGGGAGGAAAUCCUUUUACUUUUUUCUUCUGUUUUUUGUAUUUUUCUUUAUUUGGGACCUAAUUGCUCCCGUAUUGGUCAGAGAAUUCACUGGGCGGUGUUUACUUUCUUCUGUUUUGUAGGGCUAUUGCGUGAUCUGUUGCAUAAUAAGGUUGCUUGUGACUUGUGAGAGAUUUAGAUUCUGCGUCACUGUAUUCUCUAUACUGGGUUCAUGGGAUUUUCUUCUGAGUUUCUGGGGUUUCAACAGAGGGAUUCGGAAGGGAUUUUUGAAUGGUGUCGCUUAUUGUGAUCUUUGUUGUUCUGUGCUUUUUGGGUUCUCAACCCCGAUUCUGUGAAGUUCUGUAAAUAAAAAGUUCUCUUCUUUAUGGGGUUGGAGAGGUGGGUUUUGAGUUGAUUCGAUAUGUCUGGUUUGUGGGGUUGAAAUAUUGGGGACUGCAGUGAAGACUAAAAAAGGGGCUUCGUUUCAUUUCGUUGGGUUUUGAAUAUUUGUGAGUUUUGGAGAUAUGGGAUUUUUGUGAUCUAGGGUUUCGGAAAGAUGGGAGCUGGUCCUGAUGCUGCUAUUCAGGUAGAGACAUGGGAUGUUGGGAAAUCAAAGGGAAGGAAGGAAAAAGAUGGCGAGACAGAGGACACUGGAUGUUGGAUUAAGCUCAGGUUUAUUGGUAGCUGCAUCUCAAGAUCCAAAGUGGAUACCUCUAUAAGCGGCACUAGUACUCAUUAUGCCGAAAGUAAAUCUACAAAUGAUACCAGUAGGGACCAACCAGUUGUCCCAGCAGCCUCUUCUUCAACUACUAGCAAUGGAGAAAGUUUUUCAUCCACUCCUAAAGUUGGCGAGGAGCUGAAGGUUGCUUCACAGCUAAGAAAAUUCACAUUUAAUGACCUCAAGACAGCAACGAGAAAUUUUAGACCAGAGAGUCUCCUUGGUGAGGGUGGAUUUGGUUGUGUUUUCAAGGGAUGGAUUGAAGAGAAUGGAACUGCUCCGGUAAAACCUGGGACAGGGCUUACUGUUGCAGUUAAAACCCUCAAUCAUGAUGGAUUACAAGGCCAUAAAGAGUGGAUGGCUGAAGUUAAUUUUCUUGGUGAUCUUCUUCAUCCGAAUUUGGUUAAAUUGAUCGGUUACUGCAUUGAAGAUGAUCAAAGGCUGCUUGUUUAUGAGUUCAUGCCUCGAGGGAGCCUGGAAAACCACCUUUUUCGAAGGUCCCUGCCUCUCCCGUGGUCCAUCAGAAUGAAAAUUGCACUUGGUGCUGCAAAGGGUCUUGCCUUUCUUCAUGAGGAAGCAGAAAGGCCAGUGAUAUAUCGGGAUUUUAAAACAUCUAAUAUCCUGUUAGAUGCGGACUACAACGCAAAGCUUUCUGACUUUGGACUUGCUAAAGAUGGCCCUGAGGGGGAUAAGACGCAUGUAUCUACCCGAGUGAUGGGAACAUAUGGAUAUGCAGCCCCAGAAUAUGUGAUGACAGGGCAUCUGACAUCGAAGAGUGAUGUCUACAGCUUCGGGGUGGUCCUCCUUGAAAUGCUGACUGGUCGAAGAUCCAUGGACAAAAACAGACCAAAUGGGGAGCAUAACCUGGUUGAAUGGGCAAGGCCACAUCUUGGGGAGAGGCGAAGGUUUUACCGACUAAUAGACCCCCGGCUUGAUGGCCACUUCUCAAUUAAGGGUGCACAGAAGGCUGCCCAGCUAGCCCAACACUGCUUGAGCCGGGAUCCAAAGGCAAGACCUCUGAUGAGUGAAGUUGUUGAGGUCUUGAAGCCACUGCUGAAUCUGAAGGACAUGGCUAGCUCCUCCUACUAUUUCCAGACCAUGCAAGCAGAGCGCAGUGGGUCCAACUCAAAUGGCAGGAACAGCCUUAGAACACAGGCUGGAUUGCUAUCAAGGAAUGGACAACCGACAAAGGGCCUGUCGGUAGCAAAUGGCUCACAUGCUUCUCCCUACCACCGCCACCACCAACUACAGCAGUCGCCCAAACCCAAUGGUAAACAGCCAUAGCAUUGAGUUCAUGUUAAUCUGCUUUGUCGUAGGUUUCUUCAUUUUGUUCCUUUAUUUUCCUUUUAUUUAUAAAAUAUAUAUUGUCUGUCGGGGGCAUUGGAAUCUUGGAAAACUGAACAAGCAUGAAUUGAAUCCUUGGGAAGUGCUGAGAGAAAGGGUUGUUGCCUUCUUAUGUCGCCUGAAAUUUGUUGGAAAAUAUAAUGGUGAAUAUAGUUAUUUGACUGGUCA